AUGGACUUAAAGUUUUGUGAAAAAGUUGGUUUAGUUUAUGAAGGGGGGAAAGAAUUAACUGGAAAUGCUGUCGGAUAUAGAAAUAAAUGCAAAAGUAAGAGACGUUUGGAUGGACGGGUAGUUGUUAUUACCGGUGCCAAUCAGGGCAUCGGCAAAGAAACUGCUUUACAGUUAUCAUUGAGAGGAGCAAAGAUAAUUAUCGGAUGUCGUGAUCUGACUAAAGCCGAGAAUGCCAUCAAAGAUAUCAACGAAACAAAUCCAAAGGCAGACAUAAAGGCACUGAAACUUGAUUUGGUUUCAUUGAAAUCUGUCCGCGAGUUUGCCCGACAAGUCACUGAAAACUGUAACUCAAUUGAUAUACUUAUCAAUAAUGCCGGCGUUAAUAUACCGGAGCGUAGAGAAACUGAUGAUGGACUUGAAUAUCAAUUUGGUGUCAAUCAUUUAGCUCACUUUCUACUAACUCUACUACUGUUACCAUUACUCCGGAAGGCAUCGACUGGACGUGUGGUGAACGUAGCGUCAAGUGUUCAUCGGAUGGGAAAAAUUGAUUUCGACGACAUUCAGACAGUUAGCAGACCGUACAAUAUGAUGGCGGUCUACGGUAGCAGCAAAUUGGCACAGAUAUUGUUUACCCGUGAAUUGGCCCGACGUCUGGGAUCCGAUUCAAAUGUCAACGUCUAUGCCCUCCAUCCGGGAGGUGUGCGAACAGAGUUGGCUCAAAAUGUUUUGUCGGACAACACCAAUAAGAUUACCGGAGCCGUUACCAAUGUCAUGUCCAAAGUGUUUUUGUUAGACAUUCAAUCGGGUGCCCAGACAUCACUGUAUUGUGCCAUCGAUGAGGCCGUCGAUAAUGAAACCGGAUUAUACUAUGAAAACUGUCGUCGUAUUGAUAAAAUGUGGCCAAAAGCUAUCGAUGACGAGUCGGCUAAACGUUUGUGGGAUUUAAGCGUCGAUUUGGUUAAACUCGAAGAUAAAUAUAAUUUAUUAUAA
Oppia nitens is the source of this 990-nucleotide messenger RNA. Its product is annotated as retinol dehydrogenase 13-like. NCBI's taxonomy places the organism in Eukaryota, Metazoa, Arthropoda, Arachnida, Sarcoptiformes, Oppiidae. Bases 1 to 990 code for a protein of 329 amino acids. The record is from RefSeq and is a predicted model, not a curated record. The transcript has 4 exons.